AUGCCUCUGAAGACCGGCAACAUUUACAAUUCGAAAAUUGGCAUCAUAUACAUAUUCUCGAUAUUCACGUUGCUGGAAAUAUCACUGUAUGGAAUCAAUGUCUACUUCAUACCCACAGUAAUUCCGGAUUAUCCAUUUACGGUUUAUGGUGCCUCACUAAUCCUCGGAAAUUUCUUCCUAACAGAAGCUAUUAUAACACGGAAUAUCUAUCAGAUGUGUAUAUAUCCAUUUUUAUAUGCAUACACACUCUCGGUCAAUCUUCUGAACAUAACACACCACAACAACAUAUCUCUGGCAUGUCAAAUGGUGCUUAUUGCAAUAAUAGUACUCCAUGGUGUAUUGUUUCUUAUGAAAUUUAGGGAUUUUUUCUACGAAUUCUCAUGGUACUACUACAAAAAAAUAGGCGGGCGUCAGGAAAUAAUAGGUAAGUCAAUUUUUCUAAUUAGAAGUGAAUAGGGUAAGUUAACUUUUUUAAUUGAGGUUAGAGAAAAUACUAUAGUGUUUUUCAAGCUCUACAUUAUUUUUGGCAUUUUAAAAAGCAUAUUGCCGUUGACUCAGAUACCUUUUAAGGUGACUCUGUUUGCUAUUCAAGUAUCCCUACGUGUUAUUAGCUUCAUCUGGUUCCAGACUUUCAAACACACUGAAAUAUCUUGGGCCAGAAAAAUACAGUAUGUUCUUGUGGGCACAAAGCUAAUCACAACGAUCUUUGAACUCAUCAUGGUCAGUCUUCAUGAAGUUCCAAAAAGAGCGUAAGUUAUUUCUUUCUAAUUUGAACAAUUUUCCUGACAAUAGGCUUCAAAAUAGUUACAUUGGUAGUACUUCUUGUUUUUUUGUAUUUAGACGAACGAAACUUCGGCAAAGGGCUCAAAAAAGUUCUUGGUGUGUAUCAAUAGAUUGAGUUCGUGAUGUGGACUGAAUAAACCCUGAUGUAACUACA
Vavraia culicis subsp. floridensis is the source of this 937-nucleotide messenger RNA. RefSeq lists its product as uncharacterized. The coding region runs from base 1 to 456 and encodes 151 amino acids. The record is from RefSeq and is a predicted model, not a curated record. The transcript has a single exon. NCBI's taxonomy places the organism in Eukaryota, Fungi, Microsporidia, Pleistophoridae.